Molecule: messenger RNA, 9232 nt
Organism: Myodes glareolus (Bank vole)
Lineage: Eukaryota; Metazoa; Chordata; Mammalia; Rodentia; Cricetidae
Gene: Rorb
Product: RAR related orphan receptor B
Biological process (GO): regulation of transcription by RNA polymerase II
Cellular component (GO): nucleus
Molecular function (GO): RNA polymerase II cis-regulatory region sequence-specific DNA binding; melatonin receptor activity; zinc ion binding
Source: RefSeq, a predicted model, not a curated record
CUCCCUUCCUCUCUGCAACUGAACAGUGAAAAUUCACAUUGUGGAUCCGCUAACAGGCACAGAUGUCAUGUGAAAGCGCACAUGCUCUGCCAUCCACACCGCCUUUCUUUCUUUUCUGUUUCCUUUUUUUCCCCUUGAUCGUUCUCACUCUUCUUUGUAACUAACAAAACGACCACCAACUCCUCCUCCUGCGGCUGCCCUUCUCCUCCUCAGUCCAAGUGAUCACAAAAGAAAUCUCCGAGCCCGAGGCGGUGGCAUUUUUUUAAUAGCAAGCACACUGGAGAGAAAGAAAAAAGAAACAAACAAACAAACAAACAAAAGCAAAACAAAACCCAGGCACCAGCCAGCCAGGACAUUUUUUUUCCACCCUGCCUGAAAACAAACAAACAGCCAUCAAAAACAGUCAUCAGCAACAACAUCAAAACUGUUAGCAUAGCGGCGGCGGCCACCGUCACGCUGUGGCCACGACGUCUGCCUAAAGGGAUGCUUCUCUCGGCGGAUCAGCUCUUCGCCGAUCGCCUUCUUUCCUCGUGCUGAGCAGGAUUUUUGGGUUCUCUGGGGUUCGGGCUGGGAGCUUCAUGACUACGAGGAGCAGGACAGCGGCCACACCAUGCGAGCACAAAUUGAAGUGAUACCAUGCAAAAUUUGUGGCGACAAAUCCUCCGGGAUCCACUACGGCGUCAUCACGUGUGAAGGCUGCAAGGGAUUCUUCAGGAGGAGCCAGCAGAACAAUGCCUCUUACUCCUGCCCAAGGCAGAGAAACUGUUUAAUUGACAGAACCAACAGGAACCGCUGCCAACACUGCCGACUGCAGAAGUGUCUUGCCCUAGGAAUGUCGAGAGAUGCUGUAAAGUUCGGGAGAAUGUCCAAGAAGCAGCGUGACAGCCUGUAUGCUGAGGUGCAGAAGCACCAGCAACGGCUGCAGGAGCAGCGGCAACAGCAGAGCGGGGAGGCAGAGGCCCUUGCCAGGGUGUACAGCAGCAGCAUCAGUAACGGUCUCGGCAACCUGAACACCGAGACCGGCGGCACCUACGCCAACGGGCACGUCAUUGACUUGCCGAAAUCCGAAGGAUAUUACAGCAUAGAUUCUGGUCAGCCGUCUCCCGAUCAAUCAGGACUAGACAUGACUGGAAUCAAACAGAUAAAGCAAGAACCUAUCUAUGACCUCACAUCCGUACCCAACUUGUUUACCUAUAGCUCUUUCAACAAUGGGCAGUUAGCUCCCGGGAUAACAAUGACUGAGAUCGAUCGAAUUGCACAGAACAUCAUUAAGUCCCAUCUGGAAACAUGCCAGUACACAAUGGAGGAGCUACAUCAGCUGGCCUGGCAGACCCACACCUACGAGGAAAUAAAAGCGUAUCAAAGCAAGUCCAGGGAGGCUCUGUGGCAGCAGUGCGCCAUCCAGAUCACCCAUGCCAUCCAGUACGUGGUGGAGUUCGCAAAGCGGAUAACAGGCUUCAUGGAGCUGUGUCAGAACGACCAGAUUUUACUGCUGAAGUCAGGUUGCUUGGAAGUGGUUUUAGUGAGAAUGUGCCGUGCCUUCAAUCCAUUAAACAACACUGUUCUGUUUGAAGGAAAAUAUGGAGGAAUGCAGAUGUUCAAAGCCUUAGGUUCUGAUGACCUGGUGAACGAAGCGUUUGACUUUGCGAAGAAUCUGUGUUCCUUGCAGCUGACUGAGGAGGAGAUCGCUUUGUUCUCUUCUGCUGUUCUGAUAUCCCCAGACCGAGCCUGGCUGAUAGAACCAAGAAAGGUCCAGAAGCUUCAGGAAAAAAUCUAUUUUGCACUUCAACAUGUGAUUCAGAAGAAUCACCUGGAUGACGAGACCCUGGCAAAGUUAAUAGCCAAGAUACCAACUAUCACAGCAGUCUGCAACUUGCAUGGGGAGAAGCUGCAGGUAUUUAAGCAAUCUCAUCCAGACAUAGUGAAUACACUGUUUCCUCCAUUGUACAAGGAGCUCUUUAAUCCUGACUGUGCUGCGGUCUGCAAAUGAAGGGGCUGAGAACUCUCAGAGUCAUGGAAUGCAUCGCCGUUAAGACAAAAACAAUGUGUUCAUGGAGACUUAAGAGAAAGGUCACUACUGCAACAUUAGGAAUGUCCUGCACUUAAUAGAAUUAUUUUUCACCGCUACAGUUUGAAGAAUGUAAAUAUGCACCUGAGUGGGGCUCUUUUGUCUGUUUGUUUGUUUUUGAAAUGAUCAUAAAUAUACAAAUAUAGGACACUGGGUGUUAUCUUUUUUAAUUUUAUUCGGGUAUGUUUUGGAGACAACUGUUUAUAGAAUUUUAUUGUAGAUAUAUACGAGAACAGAGCCGUCCUUCACAUGACUACUUUUCCUGCUGAUUGUUCAAAUAUAAUUUAAGAAAAUUCCACUUACUAGGAUUUACCUACUUCUAUGUUUUUAGAUAGUUGAUGCAUGUGGAAAUCUGUAACUGUCUUGGAAAGUACUGUGCAUGUAUGUAAUGAAUAUAUAAUAUGUAAGAGUAUUAUAUAUGACUAUUACGUAUUCAUGCACUGUGGUUUCAAAUGCCAUGCCCGCUAGCAAUGGAGGUCUGGUCAGGCUCACACGUGAUUUACUUUCUGUUAUGUGUUACUUUUAUGUCAGACAAUCAAGAGUUUGGUUUUUUUUUUUUUUCCAGCCAGAGUUUUCAUCCACACAUAACAACAGGAUAGUACCCAUUCGGAAGCAAAUCUACAAAGGAAUCGGUGUAGCAUAUAACUGCUUUCUAAAAGCUCCGUUUCUGACAAUGACUUCAAAGCCCUGUCAUAAUGGCACAUAGGGUUGGGGGUGCAAUAGGAUUUGAAAUCAUUUUCCUGUUUCACAAAUCAGUCUGUAAACCAGACAAUAAUGUUUCCUAUUAUUCGGAAUACAAAAUAUUGGGAUUCCCCCACCCCCCGUUUGGAUUUGGAUUUCAGAUUGUGAAAUUCAACUUUGAUGCUUAUUAUUUCUUUAACAAAAAAAAUCAGUCUAUAGAUUAUGACCACCAUCAAUGUUUUCGGAAAUAUUAGACUAGAAGUAUAAAACAGGGUCCCAGUGUUAUUUUAUGUAAAUCCUGUCUAGCUAUCUUUUCCCAAAGAACAGAAAGAAAUAGAACACGCAAGGUAAAGAAGUUUUCAUUAAAUUCAUACUCAUUAUAAUUUGUUAGAAAACAUGCUAAUAGAAAGGAGAACGCAGUCUAGAGCCUGGGGCCUCCAAUUUUUUCAACUUCAAAAUGCUAUAUAAUAAAAAUAGAGCAAAAGUUCAAAAGAUUAGAAAAAAAAUGCUUUGUCUAUGAGACUGAUGUAUCCCAAAGCCCAAAUCCUUUCCUACACAGAUUUAAAGGACCUCCUCUGUCCACACUGGUUAGUUUUUAGCCACUUAAAAGAACAGAAUGAAAGGGUGACCUCUACAGUUUCUUCAUCUAUGAAAUUAAGUACCAGAAAGCAUGGGCUUGAAGCCAUUUGUUCUUCCAAUUCCUGGAAGGCCUAGGCCUUCAGUGUGAUCUAGUCCAAACUAAGACUUUCAAAAAAGCAGCUAGGGGACACAUUUGUGUAUGAGACACCAAAAGCUAUAAUGUACUGUAUGUGUGGCACAGGCCCCAGCUUAUAAAAACCUGCUCUGUUCUCCCUGGACACACACACGCGCACACACACACGCACGCACGCAUGAACCUACUCUGUAAAUCUCCAUUAAUAGAAAAUUUGGAAUUUUGCUUGUUUUAUUUCUUUGUUUUAGAUCUCUCACAUUCUCCUAAAGUCCUUGGUUGAGAGUCAUCUCCAGGAUGCCUCGGAACUCUGGCGGAUGAUCUAAACAGUACUGUUAGUCUUUCCUUUUAGAAAACAGAGUCUUUUCUCACCUCAUGAUUGAUGAAUUCCAAGCCAUUGGGGGAAAACAAAAAGGCUUUAAAAUAAUGAAUCUCUUUUUCAGCCACUGUUAUAUUCAAUUAAUUUAACUACAUUGAACCAAAUUACCUUUGGUUCUGAGAAGACAGCUGUAGACCGCUUAUUAUGCCGCUACAGGGACUCAGUUCUUUUCGGUGUAAAUGUCACUCUUGCUAGCUCUUUGUAUAAAGAAUUAAUUCCAAGAGUCAUAUUUCCUUCUAAUGGAAAGAUACUUUUCUGAUUGCUAGGAAAACAGGGUAAUGGAAGGCACUCAAUUGAACCAAGCCACUUCCAAAUGCAAUGUAUGUUUUAUGAUUGGCUUGUGAUAGGCAAGGCUUACUGUGUCUACUUGGCGUUCCCCUUUGAGCUUUGAACUCAUGUCAAACUUCGUUUUCACUGUUCUGUUGGCUCAGUGUUUCCCAUUGUCAGCCUGUAAAUCCCACUCGGCUGCAAAGGGAAUCAUUUGUUGCCUCCAGUUUACCUUAGAGGAUUUUCAUCGGCUCAAUUGAUGAAGUAGCUGAGAAUUUUUUCCUCCUUUGCCCCACGGGCGGUGUAGGAAAAAGAUUGCUCCACACAUUUGCCUCAGGGGGUACUGGUUUUGAAAUUGUGUCAUUUCCACUAGUGCUAGCAUUUCACUGGGACAGCACGAACCUUUGAAGCAGAGGGAGAGGAAGCAGCUAGGAACUGAACCAGAACCAGACAGUGGUGACCAGUCCAGGCACAACCCACUUUCCAUCCAAAGGAGAGCGCUCCAGUUUUGGCUGCGGUUGCCAACUUUUCCCUUAAAAGAGAAUCAAGUCAUGUUUCUAAUGGUAAGAAAGCCUUUAAACACUGCCCUUUGAACAUCUCAGUGCCUGCAUGAAAUUUCAGUAAGAAAAACUCUCCUUACCACACACAGUCUCCGCAAGCUGUUCUUCUCCUGAGACCUGGCCGAGGCUCACAGUGUGCUAGGAUGAGGUAUACACUGGAAGAAGGAACUGGGGUCUGUAGUCUCCGUCAUGCCUCAAGGAUGACAAUCACUGCUUGAUGCAGAUGUUGCACUGAAUCUGCUCAGGGAUGUUUCACUAAAAAAAAAUUCAUUGAGAAUGUGGAAGGGAUAAACGGGAAAAUGACAAUAAAAUCUACGUGGCAUAAGUUGAACAUGCCAGGGAGAGAUGCUCUCUAACAGGCUUCAGACCAGUCACAAUGGCUUCAUGUCAGAAAAUGAAUGGUCCCCCCCACCCCUGCUUUGGACCUGCCUGAAAGUUUUACACAAGUAAAGACAUUAGUUUCAGUCUCUAAAAUGAGCAAAGAACAAAACAACCAAGCUGCCCUGCUUCUCUCCCAAUUAAUCCAGGCUUCCUGUGUAAGUCCUGAGCAAAAGAAAUGCAGAGAUCUAACUGUCAACGGACAGAGCUGACAGACUAUGGGGGUGACAAUUCCAGGGCAUCCGGACUCUGUAAAAAGAAAGGCAAAAUUUGGAGGGAGAAUCAGAGAUUUCGAAUCUGGGUUGACAGUUAUGAAUGGCUGCGCUGUCUGUGGCUUGGUCUAUCUUUGUGUCAGGUUUUCUGGGGUGCUCUUAUUCCCAGGUUAGACAUUGAAGGUCAGGAGAUUCUUUCCAGGCACACUUUCCACAUUUUCUUUGUCUUAAUACUUCCUUCAGGGCUCUGGGCUAAAGGACCUCUAAGUAAAAAGCAGAGAAUAUUAUGGGCUUAAGGUGAUUGGAUUCCUCUGGCAGUAUCUGGAAGACUCUAGAGUGUACCAACUGGAUAUUAACAAGAGGCAUCAGGGGACAUCAGUGUAUUUCCAUCAUGACUGCCUUCUCAAGCAGGUUACGUCCCAGCAGUCAAGUUAACUAUUUGGAGAAAGCCUUGAAGAUGCAUGGCCAGUUCUCACUGGCUCUCCACAAUGCUGCACGUAAGGGGUUCCAAAUCUAAAACAACUCUUAGGUCCCAAGAACAACCUAAAAUGUUUCCGUUGUUUGGUUGUUUGGUUUUUGUUUUCUUUUGUUUGUUUUUGUUUUCUUUUUUCUCAAAACCACCAGAGACAAGUAAUGUCACUGUCGUUCCCAUCCUUAGUCUCUCUUCAUUCCAGAAGCAGGAAGUAGUUGGCUGCUGUCCAAAUCAUUUUUCCUGGCUCUCUCUCUCUCUCUCUCUCUCUCUCUCUCUCUGUGUGUGUGUGUGUGUUUUAACUAUUGUUUCUAAUGAAAUCACGACAAAAAGCAGCAGGCUCAGGCAAGGAUAUCUCAGCUCUGACAGGCACUGAAUGGUAGCAGUAGCUCUUAAGUACGUGCCUGAGGGAAGCCUCUGCAGAGUCCCUUUAUUAAGAGGAGGGAAACGCCACCAAGAUGAAGAAGUGAUAUUUGAUGUUCUCUUUGCAACUGCUGGCACAUCCGUAGCCAGAAGAAAGGCCUGGUCUGGGGAGUCACGGAGUCUUUUGGAGACAGGUUGCUAACACUUUUUCUUUUCAAGAGAAGUAUGUUUCAGAACCAGAGAUGCCUGCCUGUUUAAAUCAACAGUUGAAAACUCAAAACCCCCAAAGUGGCAAGGAGUGGAUGCAAAUAAUGUUGCAGUCAUACUAAGCUGGCAAGGAAAUGCCCUACCUACGAUAGGACAGCCACAAUUCAGCCGAGGGUGCAUGCUGACUGUGCUUCUGAAUUAUAUAAGCUGUCUCGGGUUGUAAAUGCUGACAACUGACUCUGAGAAUAGUGCAAAGCAAACAAAUAGAUCUCUGAGCAGAAGAGGCUCAUAGACUGUCAAUUUGCAACCUCCAGUUGAUAUCAAAUAUCGGAUCUAGAGGCUAUCCUGCUAGAACCAAUCAGGUCAGACUUGACGGAGGGUGACAUUGGAAGUAUGCUAGUACAGAGGGAGAGAGGAGAGAUCUUGCCCUUCUCAUUCUCAAUUUAGUUUCAAUAUUUACUCAUCAUUAUUUCAAGAUAUAAUAACAGGUGGCUUGAACAAAAUAACAAUCGAAAGAUGAAGGCAAAUCGGCAGAAUGAUGGCUUACAAAAGACACUUCCAUGUGUCCUGACAAGUUCCGCCGUGAAGGAGCCGAGAGAACCAGAUUUCUUGUCCAUUUUUUUCCUGAAAGACAGAUGUAUAACUUUCAUGUUUCCGAGCCUGUCCAUGUGUCCUUAAAUGUAUGGCUUCAAAUCUGUGACACUUUCUCACUGUCUCUUAGUUAGACAUUUCUGAGCAAUUUAUUCUAUCAUGGGAAUAUCCUCGCCCCCCUUGUGCUAAAGUGCGGGUCACAGGUCCCUACACAGCAGGUGGGACUGUCUGACUGCGCACAUUUUUCCCUAAGCGGCUGAAACCCCCCACCCCCCCGCAGGUGAACUGGUCACAACAACCAUUGCUUUCUGCCUGACCAAAGCACAACCUCCAGGGGGUCAGAGAGGUCAGGCCAGUGGUGGUUCUCACAGCCCAAGCUAAAGCACAAAGAUUACUGGAAUUAAAUAAGCCCAGCGAGGGGAAAUGCAGGCUGCCUUGUACCCCUGUUGACAGCAUGAGGCUCACCUCACUUACGCUCUGGCUGUGGCUAAUGGGGACCCCUCCCCCGUCGCCAGCACAGCCGUACAUAGACCCUCACGAGGAAUGUCUGAAAGCCACAAGCCCCACACCCGAGCACACCACCACUUGCUUCAUCCCAUUAGCACACGCCCAAGAGUGAAAACCACACCCACAGAAAACUGAGUAUGUAUUGUAGAAAUGUAGAGGAAAAAUAAAAACAUAUUUUUUCAAAUGUAAUUACUUUUAAUAUAUGCUUGUGGGAGGUCUAAUACAAUGUAUGCUGUCUCUGCAAUUUUUGCUGUAAAUAUCUAGAGACGGUGAAUACACUGAUUUUUCUAUGUCUCUGUUUAAGCAUAAGACUUUGUAACAAUUUUUUAGAGGGGGGUAAACAACAAAGAUAAAAUAUGUACUUGCUUCCCUUCUGAGUGUUAUGUACCUCUCGGUUUUUUAAAUGGAAAACGGUUGUAACGGUUUAAGCAUCUUGACGGGUCAUCGGUGUUAAGUAUAUGCUUCUUUUUGUAAUACAACUAAGAAAGGGACAGGGCUAUCAAUUAACCGCUCCAAAGAAUUCCGUACUGAAGAUUGGCCUAAGGCCUGCAAACUCCAGCUAAACUGGCAUAUAUGAGAAAGGGACGCUUAAAAAGAGACCCUUGUCUAAGUGACGUCGUCUUUCCUUACGGCAAAUGGCUCUGUCCACAUUCACUCUGCAUGGACUAGCUUAAGAAAAAAACAAACCCUGCUUUCUGACGAACAAAAUAUUUUUGUAUGUGUUUAUUUCUUAUUAAUGACUUGAGGUCAGACCACUCAUUCGCUGAAGCCAUAACUGACCUCCACCAAAUAAAUGUUGUAAAGAAGCUGGGGGAGGGUUGGGAAGAGACUGAGAGGCAGGAAAGAUCUGCAAUGUGGUGAAGGGAACGACAUAGGCAUGAGCAGGGCCAGUGGAACUGAUGUUUUCCCUGCAUCCCGAAUAUGACUUUAAAAGGCUAGUAUUUUAUGAUGAUCGAUUUAUAAAAUAAAAAGAUAUUUAGAUUUAAAUGAGACUUUCCAAUAUUUUUGAAAUCCCUGACAAUGCUUCUUUGCUUUUAGGAUUGAGAUAAAUGAUUUUCCUAUCCUUCUGGUGUUCUGAGAUUUAACGCUUCUGCCAUAGCUCCAGCCUACAGUACACGGUGCAGAGCCACUGAGUCCAGAGGUGAAGCCAAGGACUGUCUGGGGCGUGGCUGUGCCUACUCCGCGGCUGCACCUGGAGGAGCAGGGUAGGAAGGCCAGCUUGCUCCUCCUCAGCAUGCACACCACUGUUGGCAGUGCCCCGGUGCUGCAUUGCCGCAAGUAUGUAAAAUAAAAGCAUUCAUUCUGAAAAGCUAAGUAUACCUUUUUUAAAAGAGAGCAACGCCUCCUGUAGUCAACCACUGAUUUUUUCAGGAGCUGAAUUACGCUAUUACCAUAUACUCUUACCAACCUGUAGAGGCGAAAGGCAAACGACCAAUAAACCCAGUGGUAUAUGUAGUUUUUAAAUCUACAAUUUUCUGAUCUCUCUCUCUCUCUCUCUCUCUCUCUCUCUCUCUCUCUCUCUCUCUCUCUCCUUGUUUAAUAUAUAAGCCCCUAAUUUCUGUGUAUGUGAGUAAAUCUGCAGCCUGAGUCAUUUAGGAAGUAAGCAUUGAAUUUUUUUUUAACUAUAAAUAUAAUAGAUUAAAGCAGCACUCCCUAACAGCUAAAGAGAGUUUUAUAUUGCUUUAGAAUGUAAUGGGGUUCGUUUUUAUUUUAUGUCCUGUAAAUUAUUAGUUGAAUACUGUUAGCAUUCCCAGAUAAUGCACACAUGAUUUCUGAAUGUUUCCUGUAAAUGACAAUCAAUGUUUAUGACCUUCCCUCCUUCAAUGCUGAACAAAUUAAAG